GCCAUUACAGGGAGAAAGUCGCCUGGAGCGACGGGGACGGGCUGCAGCCUGUCGCUCCCCUGGAAAGCCUUUGCAAGCCUCGAGGCUUGCCGUAGCUCCUUAAAAGCCCGAGUUCAGAGCCGGGCGUGGUGGCGCACUCCUUUAGUCCCAGCACUCGGGAGGUAGAGGUAGGAGGCUCGCCGUGAGUUCAAGGCCACCCUGAGACUACAUAGUGAAUUACAGGUCAGCCUGGACUGGAACGAGACCCUACCUGGAAACCCCCCCCAAAAAAAAAAAAUCACAGGGCCAUGAUGAAACACAUCGAGGGGGACUCGCGACGUUUACCACAAGGGUCUCAGAGCCGGCGGACUGCAAAGCUCUCAGACCCCCCCCCACUGUGAAUAGGGGUGGGGGAAGAAACACGUUCUUAUCACGUCCCAUGUUUGCUCCCCACAAGCGGCCUCGUUCGUUUUCCAAAACCUGGGGUACUGGGUGCCUCGGUCAGCAAGCGCAUCGUUCAGAUAAACAUGGCUCGCUGCCGGCUCUCCCCCGGGGCGCACACGCGCACCCUGGCAAAUGUUUUAUUUUCUCUUUGAAUCCCUGCUUUGCUGACCACAAUGGCAGCCCAAGUCCUUGUAAUUGGCAGCGGAGGAAGGGAACAUACACUGGCCUGGAAACUUGCACAGUCUCCUCGCGUGAAACAAGUGUUGGUUGCCCCAGGAAAUGCAGGCACUGCCUGCUCUGAAAAGAUUUCAAAUGCUGCCAUUUCCAUCAAUGAUCAUAGUGCCCUCGCUCAGUUCUGUAAAGAGAAAAAAAUUGAAUUCGUAGUUGUUGGACCAGAGGCACCUCUGGCUGCUGGAAUUGUUGGGGACCUGGCCUCAGCAGGAGUGCGAUGCUUUGGCCCCACAGCAGAAGCAGCUCAGUUAGAGUCAAGUAAAAGGUUUGCCAAGGAAUUUAUGGACCGGCAUGGAAUCCCAACUGCGCAGUGGAGAGCGUUCACCAAACCUGAAGAUGCCUGCAGCUUCAUUAUGAGUGCAGACUUCCCUGCUUUGGUUGUAAAGGCCAGUGGUCUCGCAGCUGGGAAGGGAGUGAUGGUUACAAAGAGCAAAGAGGAGGCGUGCAGAGCCGUCCGGGAGAUCAUGCAGGAGAAUGCUUUUGGGGCAGCUGGAGAAACAAUUGUGGUUGAAGAACUUCUUGAAGGAGAAGAAGUGUCUUGUCUGUGUUUCACUGAUGGGAAGACUGUGGCUCCUAUGCCCCCAGCACAAGACCAUAAGCGAUUACUGGAGGGAGAUGAGGGCCCCAAUACAGGAGGAAUGGGAGCCUACUGUCCAGCACCUCAGGUCCCAAAGGAUUUAUUAUUAAAAAUUAAAAAUGCUAUUCUUCAGAGGACAGUCGAUGGCAUGCAACAGGAAGGUACUCCAUACACAGGAAUUCUCUAUGCUGGUAUAAUGCUGACCAAAGAUGGCCCAAAAGUUCUAGAGUUUAACUGCCGUUUUGGUGAUCCAGAAUGCCAAGUAAUCCUCCCACUUCUUAAAAGUGAUCUCUACGAAGUAAUUCAGGCCACCUUAGAUGGCCUGCUGAGCACAUCGCUGCCUGUUUGGCAAGAAAACCGCUCUGCUGUAACUGUCGUCAUGGCAAGUAAAGGUUAUCCUGGAGCCUACACCAAGGGUGUGGAGAUAACAGGGUUUCCCGAAGCUCAAGCUUUAGGCCUAGAGGUAUUCCAUGCAGGCACUGCCCUUAAAGAUGGCAAAGUGGUUACCAGCGGGGGUAGAGUCCUUACAGUAACUGCUGUCCGGGAAAAUCUCAUGUCAGCUCUUGAAGAAGCCAGGAAAGGACUCGCUGCUGUCAGGUUCGAGGGAGCAGUGUUCAGGAAGGACAUCGGUUUCCGUGCUGUAGCUUUCCUGCAGCAGCCCAGGGGCCUGACUUAUAAAGAUUCUGGAGUAGACAUUGCAGCUGGAAAUUUGCUGGUUAAGAAAAUUCAACCAUUAGCAAAAGCCACCUCCAGACCAGGCUGUGAUGUUGAUCUUGGAGGUUUUGCUGGACUCUUUGAUCUCAAAGCAGCUGGUUUCAAAGAUCCUCUUCUGGCCUCUGGAACAGAUGGUGUUGGGACUAAACUGAAGAUUGCCCAGCAGUGCAAUAAGCAUGAUACCAUUGGUCAAGACUUGGUUGCAAUGUGUGUAAAUGACAUUCUGGCACAAGGAGCAGAGCCCCUCUUCUUCCUUGAUUGCUUUUCCUGUGGAAAACUUGACCUCAGUACGACUGAAGCUGUCAUUGCUGGAGUGGCUAGAGCUUGUGGACAAGCUAGAUGCGCUCUCCUUGGCGGGGAGACAGCAGAAAUGCCUGACAUGUACCCUCCUGGCGAGUAUGACCUCACUGGCUUUGCUGUUGGUGCCGUGGAGCGCGGUCAGACCCUCCCUUACCUGGACAGCAUCACGGAAAGGGACGUUGUUGUUGGAAUCGCAUCGUCUGGUCUUCAUAGCAAUGGAUUUAGUCUUGUGAGGAAAAUUGUGGCCAAGUCUUCCCUCCAGUACUCCUCUCCAGCACCUGAUGGGUGUGGUGACCAGACUUUAGGGGACUUGCUUCUAACUCCAACCAAAAUCUACAGUCAUUCACUUUUACCUGUCAUACGCUCAGGGCAUGUCAAAGCAUUUGCUCAUAUCACUGGAGGAGGAUUGCUAGAAAACAUUCCCAGAGUCCUCCCUCCGAAGUUUGGGGUAGACUUAGAUGCUCGGACCUGGAGGAUCCCCAGGAUCUUCUCAUGGCUACAGCAAGAAGGACAACUCUCUGAAGAAGAGAUGGCCAGGACAUUUAACUGUGGGGUUGGAGCUGUUCUGGUGGUAUCAAAAGACCAGAGUGAGCGGGUUCUGCAUGAGAUUCGGCAGCACCAGGAAGAAGCCUGGGUGAUAGGCAAUGUGGUUGCAUGUCCUGAAGGUUCACCUCGAGUGAAAGUCAGGAACCUGCUUGAAACCAUGCAAGUAAAUGGACCCAUGUUGACAAAUGGCUUCCAGAAAAGUCAUUUUCCUCCCCAACCAAAAAAGGCAAGAGUGGCCGUAUUGAUAUCUGGAACAGGAUCCAACCUCCAAGCGCUCAUAGACAGCACUAGGGAUCCAAGUAGCUCGGCGCAGAUCGUCAUCGUGAUCUCCAACAAAGCUGCGGUGGCUGGCUUAGAGAAAGCAGAAAGAGCUGGCAUUCCCACCAGAGUAAUUAAUCACAAAUUAUAUAAAGGUCGUGAAGAAUUUGACAGUGCAAUUGACAAAGUCCUUGAAGAGUACUCUACAGACUUAGUCUGUCUUGCAGGAUUCAUGAGAAUUCUCUCUGGUCCCUUUGUCAGAAAAUGGAAUGGGAAAAUGCUCAAUAUCCACCCAUCCUUGCUGCCAUCAUUUAAGGGUUCAAAUGCUCAUGAGCAAGUCCUGGAAGCUGGAGUCACGGUCACCGGCUGCACCGUGCACUUCGUGGCUGAAGAUGUAGAUGCCGGGCAGAUCAUCUUACAAGAAGCUGUUCCUGUGAGGAGGGGUGACACCGUUGCGACUUUGUCUGAGCGAGUCAAACUAGCAGAGCACAAAAUAUUCCCGGCAUCCCUGGAGCUGGUGGCCAGUGGAACUGUUCAGCUUGGAGAAAAUGGCAAGACCCGUUGGAUCAAAGAGGAAUGAAGCUUCUUAUUGAGGAACAGAAUUAGUUCUGAAAGAACUGUGGCUAUUUCCAUACAUUCCUCCUCCUUCCUCAAUAAGAAACCUAUGCCAGGGACUGGAGAGAUGGCUUAGUGGUUAAGCGCUUGCCUGUGAAGCCUAAGGACCCUGGUUUGAGGCUCGAUUCCCCAGGACCCACAGAAG
Molecule: messenger RNA, 3809 nt
Organism: Jaculus jaculus (lesser Egyptian jerboa)
Lineage: Eukaryota; Metazoa; Chordata; Mammalia; Rodentia; Dipodidae
Gene: Gart
Product: phosphoribosylglycinamide formyltransferase, phosphoribosylglycinamide synthetase, phosphoribosylaminoimidazole synthetase
Exons: 22
Coding region: 597-3629 (1010 amino acids)
Biological process (GO): adenine biosynthetic process; 'de novo' IMP biosynthetic process
Cellular component (GO): cytosol
Molecular function (GO): phosphoribosylamine-glycine ligase activity; ATP binding; phosphoribosylformylglycinamidine cyclo-ligase activity
Source: RefSeq, a predicted model, not a curated record